AUGGACGAGGAGAUCAAGAGUCUCAUCUCUAACGGGACGUGGGAGCUGGUCGAGCGUCCGCGCGGUGUCAACGUGAUGAAGAAUCGUUGGGUACUCACGACGAAGUACCACGUCGACGACACGGUCGCUCGCGAGAAGGCGCGUCUGGUGGUGAAAGGUUUCACACAGGUCCACGGUGCAGACUACGAUGAGACGUACGCACCGGUGGGGAGCUACAUAACUCUGCGGAUCUUCCUCAGCAUCGUAGCAGUGCUCGACCUGCACCUGAUGCAGCUGGACAUGAAAAACGCGUUUCUGCAGAGCAAGCUGGAUUGCGUCCUCUACAUGUACCAACCCGACUACUUCAACGACGGCACCGGUCGCGUCUGCAAGCUGCUGAAGAGCUUGUACGGGCUGAAGCAGAGUCCGCUGCAGUGGUACUCGGCACUCGACGCGGUGCUGAUCGGCGCUGGUUGGAGCAAGAGCCAGGUAGACGAAGCGCUCUACUUCAAGGUCGGCGACGACGGAGUGGCGUGCUGGGUGCUCGUCUACGUCGACGACCUGCUCGCCGCAAGCAGCAGCACUGCGAUGCUGAAGGAGCUGCUGGAGGCCGCCUUCGAGCUGCGCGAGAUCAAGCCGGUCGAGAAGUAUCUCGGGCUGGAGAUCGUGCGCUACAGGCCGGCGAGGAAGCUGUGGCUUCACCAGCAAGUCUACGUCGACAAGCUGCAGCUGAUGUUCGACGACGAAGAGUUCCAGUCGCGCGAGGAAGCAGAGUACCGGCAGAAGGUCGGCUCGUUGCAGAUCGCGUCCACCACGACGAGGCCCGACAUUGCCUUUGCUUGCAGCAAGCUCGGAUCCGGCCUGACAGUGCGGAGCGACAACCACUGGCGUGAGGUCGACCGCUGUCUGCACUACCUUGCUGAAACUCGUGACGCUGCUCUGGAGUUCGGCGGCGGACCAGAGUCGCUGUGUCUGGUCGGCUAUGCAGAUCCCGACGACGCUGGUGACAAGCAGAAUCGGACGAGCACGGUCGGCAACGUUUUUGUCUUCGGAGGAGCCGCAGUCUCCUGGUCGAGCCAGCGCAUCAAAUGCGCGACGCUCUCGUCGACCGAAUCAGAGUACGUCGCGGCCACGGAAGCCGGCAAGGAGGCUCGCCGUCUGCGCUUCCUCCUUGCAGAAUUCCGCCUGCUCGACGCAAGGAAGCCGACUGUUCUGCACGUGGACAAUCAGUCGGCAAUCACUGUCGCAGAGGGCUUGGGGAUCAAGGGCAACCUCAAGCACAUGGAGCGACACUACGCAUGGCUGCAGCAAAUGGUGAAGCGCGGGAAGAUUGCUCUGCAGUACAUCCCGACCACCGAGCAGCCGGCGGAUUUUCUGACGAAGGCGCUGCAUUUUCUGGCUUUCAACCGGUGCUCCGUCGCAAUCGGCCAAGUGAGUCUGGCCGACGUGGGUGACGAGGAGGACGAGGUGCAGCAGUAG
This is a messenger RNA of Closterium sp. Naga37s-1, 1458 nucleotides long. The record is from the annotation of a GenBank genome assembly. NCBI's taxonomy places the organism in Eukaryota, Viridiplantae, Streptophyta, Zygnematophyceae, Desmidiales, Closteriaceae.